Molecule: messenger RNA, 4673 nt
Organism: Myxocyprinus asiaticus (Chinese sucker)
Lineage: Eukaryota; Metazoa; Chordata; Actinopteri; Cypriniformes; Catostomidae
Gene: st8sia2
Product: ST8 alpha-N-acetyl-neuraminide alpha-2,8-sialyltransferase 2
Exons: 6
Coding region: 288-1433 (381 amino acids)
Biological process (GO): N-glycan processing; oligosaccharide metabolic process
Molecular function (GO): alpha-N-acetylneuraminate alpha-2,8-sialyltransferase activity
Source: RefSeq, a predicted model, not a curated record
UCAGUUGGAGGAGAAACGAAGACAGGACGUUCGUGUUUUGCCUCAUCUCUUUUACUUUCGCUAAGGUGGAAGAAACAUAAGCUGAAGGACGUGAAAUGUAUACGUGUUAACAGUUCGUUUACCUGCAUGGGCAGUGAGAAUGGUCCAGCUUUGCCGAGAAAAGGGCGGAAAAUUACCUUUGUUGCCCGUCGCGAGGAACCUGUGUGAGAGAAGAAUAGAUUUGUAUUGCGCGUUGUAGUUAAACGUAUUUCUGGAAUCACUCAACCUGGAGAAGCUCUCAUCAAGUCAUGUCUUUUGAAUUCCGAAUAAUGAUGUUUGGAAUCGGGACCGUCCUGGUUAUAUUUGUCAUUAUAGCCGAAAUAUCAGAAGUAGAAGAAGAAAUCGCGAACAUUGAGGAUUCACAGAAAUAUCACUUUAAAAGCUUUGUCCUUCAGUCCAACAGAAAUUCAGACUUGAAUGCUGUCCCUACUUCCCUUGGCUACAGCAAAGGCAUUGUCUCUUCCUCUCCAUCUCCACUGUCACGCAUAAAAAGUGAAACUAGCAAUAUAUCCUCACCUGAAUGGACUUUCAACAGAACCUUGUCUAAACUCAUCAGGAAAAACAUUUUACGGUUCCUGGAUGCUGAGAGGGACAUCUCCAUUCUUAAGAGCACAUUUAAACCAGGAGAUGUCAUUCAUUAUAUUUUUGACCGUCAGAGCACCACAAAUAUUUCUGAGAACCUCUACCACCUCCUGCCCACAGUGUCCCCGAUGAAGAACCAGCAUCACAAACAAUGUGCCAUCGUAGGGAAUUCUGGGAUAUUACUGAAUAGCAGCUGUGGUCGAGAGAUUGAUGCACAUGACUUUGUCAUAAGGUGUAACCUGGCUCCAGUGGAGGAGUAUGCCACUGAUGUGGGCUUGCGCACCAGCCUGGUGACCAUGAACCCUUCUGUGGUGCAGCGUGCCUUCCAGGACUUGAACAGUCAGGAGUGGGUACAUCGCUUUGUCCACAGGCUGCAGAGCCUCAGUGGAAGUGUUCUGUGGAUCCCUGCCUUCAUGGCCAAAGGAGGAGAGGAGAGAGUGGAGUGGGCCAUCCGCCUCAUUCUUCUACAUACUGUCAACGUCCACACAGCCUUCCCUUCCCUGCGCCUGCUUCAUGCCGUCCGAGGGUACUGGCUGACCAAUCACAUUCAAAUCAAGAGACCUUCCACCGGACUCCUGAUGUACACCAUGGCUACGCGCUUUUGUGAUGAGAUUCAUCUGUAUGGCUUCUGGCCUUUUGCGAAUGAUCCUGGCGGCAAACCGGUCAAAUAUCACUAUUAUGACACGCUAACUUAUCAAUACACAUCUAGUGCCAGUCCCCACACAAUGCCUCUGGAAUUUCGGACUUUAAGUGCUCUUCACAGACAGGGGGCGCUGCGACUGCACACAGGACCCUGUAAACCUCCAACAUGAGCUUUGCUUCUGCAGCCUCUGAUGGUGCUCAUUUGAAGCGGUUAGCUGUGUAAUACACUGGGAAGAAGACUUGUGGAAGAUAGAUUAUAUAGAGAGAAAGAGCGACAGGUGCUGUGAAAAAUUUUGUUUGCCUGAAUAUGUCAGGGGAAUUUCUGACUUAUGACCAAAUUUGAGAAUGCAAUGCAUGGCCAGAAUGGGGGCAUUUUUUAUUUUUUUAUUUUAAGUGUUUCAUUUUUUUUUUAUUUUUUUUUUUUACCCAAGGAUGGCUAUUUUAUUAAAAUAUUUUCUUAUCUUCCACUUAUUCUUCAUAUAACAAAUAUCCCAAAUCAAAUCUGCUUCUUUUUUUAUGUGGGUACAUUGAAUGUCUUAUUUGUUCGGUUUUUGUUCUGUCAUAAAUUUUUCCACAAGAUCUGUGACCGCAUAAAAUAGGAGUUUCAGCUUUAGAAGAUAGCCGUAGACUUUUGGGAUAUUUUGCGUAUAAAUCGGAAAGUCUGUGUUAAGAGUGUCAUUUGUUGCCUUUGUAUGUGUCUGUUAUACCCAUAGACAGCAUGACUGCAAAGUCACAUGAUCUUGCAUUUGUAGUACAAGGUACAAUUUAGAUUAAUAUGUUUUAGCAUUAGUAUAACAUUUAAAUAGUUUAAAAAGGGGUUUUCACCUCUACAUACAUUCUUUUUGACAAUAAUUUAGUGCCUCAUGUCAGGGUCACGAAUGUCCUCUAUGUUUUAGCUUAGCCUUCUCAUUGGGACCCAUAGAAAUGUUGUCCUGGGCCCUAAAUUUAAGCAACAAUGCUGCCUGAAGUAGGAAAAUAUCUUUUGCUACAUCAUACCCAAAUGACACUUGAUAAAGUUGCCUUAGCAAGAUAUAGUGAGUUGUGCCGUGACCAUUAGCAGGUGUCAAAUUUACUCUGCUCGCACAGAACAAGUUGUCCUGUUUUCUGAAGCUCUGAAAUAUGAAUGUGCAGUAAUACUUGUAGUGAAACAUGUACUGUAACCCUAUGAACACUUUUGGUGUUUGUUGUUGGGUUUAAGAUGUUUGCACAGUAAGGCAGCUAUCACAGUGAAUGGAGCCACACACUGAAUGCUAAUAACUUGGGAUAGUGUAUAGCCAAAUCCAGAACACACAGCUGUUCACACACACUCGUGUGUUUGGGUACAUCGACUAUGUAAACUUGAAAAUGUGUUACCACAUAGUAUCUGUUUUAAGAUUACAAAAAGUGUUUUCUCUGUCUAAGGAGGCUUUUCGGGUGGGGGAAGGGGGUGAUUUUGUAUGUGUCAUAAUUGUUUAAGUGAAUGUAUUUGUGAUAAGUUAUGAGUAAAGAACAUACUGCUGUACUCUGCCCAGUGUGCUAAAAAAAAAAAAAAAAAAACAUUCAUGCCACAGGUUCUACCAAUGAAAGUUGUAUUUAAGAAUUCAUUACAUUUGCCCUGAGGUCCAAUAUGGCUGACUUUUUCUUAUAAGUUGGGCACGUUUGUUUCUGGAGGGAGUGAAGAAAAAAGUUUUAUCGAAAUUAGUUCAACUGUUUGAAAUAUGUUUUUUGCAAACACCUGCCCAGUAAAGAGCCACUCAUGUGCUUUGCAAAAAGUGUUUUUAACAUGAAGCCUCCACUACAAGGUGCUCUUAUGUCUCGUUAAAUUAAAAAUAGAUAAUCAUCUCACCACAGACGUCAGCAGGCGAUUCGGCAUAAUGAAUGCAUUUAUCCGUAAAAGCACCCGUGUUUUGAAAAAAUAGAAACGGUAUGUAACCAAUAUGACUAAACCUAAUUACGGUGCAACUGACUGCAGGUCACAGCGAUGAGGACAUUCUGAAGAGAUCUUCAUUUCCUGCUUUCAGGAUGUGUCAAUGAUUAUCAGACUGUGUUAUUUUUUGUUUUGUUUUUUAGGAAAAAGGGGAUCCUUUUGUUUCUGUUUUUAUUGAUUGACCUGCGUGCUUGAGGACCUAAUUAAUUUAAUACCCCAAAAAGCUAGAAUGUAGUGCAUUUCUGUUCAGAUAUCUGAGAGCUUCUUUGUGAAAAAAAAUUAUGUUAAAUCCUUAUCGUCCUGUCCCGGAGGUUUUAAUGCAUAUUUUCAUUUGGGCACUGGAUCUGUUAUACAAGAACCUUCUGAGCUAAGGCAAUUCACAGAAAAGUGAUAUGGCUUAUAGGAAAUUUGGGCUAUAAAGAAAACUGGAGACAGGAACUGGAUGCCAUGAAAUUAAUCCAGCCCAAAAAAGCAAAAUAAUUUAUGAUCUGUGAGUCACAUAAGAGCAUUUCUGCAGAUAUUUUCUGAGAAAGAUGUGGUGUGGUGUAUUGUCAGGCUAAUUGCUGGAAAUUAGGUAGGGUUUACAGGCUUGUGGGUAACCGACGCGUGAGGAAUAUAGCUCAACCCAUAGCACGAUUUCAGCUUUACAAAAUUUGUUUUUAUAAAACUGUGGCACAGAGGAAAAUUCUUUCAAAAAAGCCUUUUCAAGUUGGGCAGAGAAGGAAUUCGCCUGGUGCCUCACAAGUUAGUUUUAAUUUAUAGAGGGGAGCAGACACAAAGGAUGCAGGGUUCAUUAACAAGUGUUCCACAUAAACUUUCAAAUAAUUUUUUAAAGCCAGGAUUGUGUGGAAAAAAAUGUGUCUGCCUUCUGCUUGUAUUGAAGUGACAUGGUGAACACAUCCUUAGUUUCAGGAAAAGAGACAGUGAAAAAUCCAUAAUAAUCCAUUCCACCAAUAAUAAAACCAAGACAUUCCCUAUUUGCAUCUAUUUUUAGUCCUUUUCUGUAUUAUUAGUCCAAAUAUUAUAUGAUCUAGCUCAAGCUUUAUAUAUUGACAAGCUGAUUAUCACAAAAAAGGAAACCAAAUAAAUGUAAAAAUAUUUGUUUCAUUGGUUGCUACUUAAGAGCCGUUGCAGGUUACUGAUUAACAGUUACGGGGCAGUUCUUAAAUAUGUCAACACACAUUUCAGCUCAAACCAGUUCUUAAAUAACAUAGUCUGACAAAUCGCUUUGAGUGUAGUGUCAGAAAAGCACUAUAUUAAUGUAACUUUCAUUCAUUUAUUCAUUCAAAUCUUCUAGGAAUAAUUCUGCUGGGUUAAGAUUUUAUGUAUUUGUUUUUGUUAAUCAUUAACCAUGAAAAGUACAUUAACAUUUUGUACUCAUUAGAAACAAAAGCUUUACAAUUAUAUCAAACAUAGACUAAGUAAUCUUUGGAAAGAAAGUUGGUUGGCGAUAUAAAAUGUACUUUUUGUUUUCCAGUGUUUAGACUAGCAAACGUCAGACAAA